Messenger RNA from Scophthalmus maximus (turbot), 1202 nucleotides. RefSeq names its product barttin CLCNK type accessory subunit beta (gene bsnd). The record is from RefSeq and is a predicted model, not a curated record. Gene Ontology annotation, cellular component: basolateral plasma membrane. The transcript has 3 exons. Lineage: Eukaryota; Metazoa; Chordata; Actinopteri; Pleuronectiformes; Scophthalmidae. Gene Ontology annotation, biological process: chloride transport. The coding region runs from base 96 to 581 and encodes 161 amino acids. Gene Ontology annotation, molecular function: chloride channel regulator activity.
CACACACACACACACACACACACACACACACACACACACACACACACACACCUGCAAUUGUAUACCUGACCUGGCCCGGCUGUCUGCAGGCUGUAAUGAGCAGCAGAGCAGAGAGUCUCCACCUUCACCUUCAAGCCCCGACACACACACACACACGCAACAAAACAAAAUCUUUUUUCUCACUGUGGCCGUCGGCAGCAGUGCUUGUGGCGAUGGUGGAGGGGAAACCGUAUCGCUACGGGCUGAUAGUGGCCGGCCUGUGUGUGGCGGCCGUCGGCCUCUUCAUCAUGACCCGGGAGCGGCCGCACGUCUACGCCACAAUGUGCGUCCUGGGCGUCACCAUGGUGUGUGUCGGGACCGUGUGGAGCCUGUGCCAGUGUUAUCCCAAGGUCGUUUUGGCUGCUCAAAUUCAGGAGAGAAGUCUAGAGGAUCUAGUGUGUACUUCAGCCGGAGCAAACGACGAAAGGCAUCCUGACGCUGUGCCACUUUUCUGCGAGCAAAAGUCGAAUAGCAGCAGACUUCUCCCCGACGCCCAGAUGAGCCAGUGUCACAGCAGCUGUCCCACACUGCAGCUGGUCUGAGGCGUUGCAGGCUACCACACCGACGAGAGGAGGCUCCUCUGUUUCAACACGUCUUUAUAACCUGGGACUGAAUGACAACAUCACUCACACUGUGUGCUCUUUGAAUUUGUACAUAUAAGGGAAGUAAGUGAUUCUACGGGGGGGGGCGCAAUAUUGUAGCAAUUUCAUGUGUGUGUGUGUCUGUGUGCGUGCGUGUCGUUUUGUGUAACUUACUCAAUCCGGGUGUGUGUGUGUGUGUGUAAAAGUAUCUGCAAAUGCGAGCUGAGAUUUGCGAAUCCGUUCAGGAAUGUGCAAAUGUGUAUUCAGAAUUCAGCCCCACGUGAUUCUAUAUCAUCCGAUUUGCACCGCUUUGUGUCAUCGUGGAGUGCUUAAAGAUUCCAAUAAGGAAUUUUAAGACUCAAGAAUUCUCUGCUUUGCAUAAUAAUUUGUAAUGUAUGGUAUUUUGAGGCCCUGUGAUGGACUGGCCACCUGUCUGGGGUGUACCCCGCCUCUCGCCCAAUGUCAGCUGGGAUUGGCUCCAGUUUCACGUGACCCUCAGAUUACAAGCGGUUUAGAUAAUGGAUGGAUGGAUUGUAUUUUGACAAUUAAAUACUUAUGAAUCAUUAAAAGUAUCAAUGCUCA